AUGCCCGAGGUACCAACUCGACUUCCUCACCCGUACUCCCCCAGCUCACCCGAACUCUCUGAGCUCACCCAUACUCUCUCAGCUCACCCGUACUCUCUCAGCUCACCCGUACUAUCUCAGCUCACCUGUAUUCCCUACUUCUCUCGGCGCGUAGUCCUGCUCAGCCGACUCCAGGUCGAUCGCGAACCUGAUGGGAGGCCUUGCAUACUCGGCUACUAUGCCUUUGGUGCGCCUGCUCGUGUCUCUGGAAAUCAGGCAAAUUCAACCUUGUCCGCGCUGGGCCUGUCGUUCGUCACGUGGUCACCUACUGCUACCCCCGACUGCGCCGUCGACCCUGGGCAGCGGCCUAGUGGUACUGAAUGGGAAUCGGUCUACUGCUCCACUAGCGGGGACGUGACUUUCUUGGAGUUGACUGCGCAUUAUAUAGUCCGCAAGGACCUCCCCAGCGACUUGACCGCACUUGCGGCGCUCACUUCAUUAAAAAUGAAUGGUAACCUACUGGACGGCAACAUGGGAAAGUACCUCAAGUAUCUCACUGGCCUCUCUGCCCUCCAAACAUUGAACAUGGCCAGUAAUUUUUUCUCUGGACAGUUCCCAAGCUUCCUCCUAGGCUUAACGAGUCUUACUGCUCUGGACCUCUCAUACAACGCCCUCACGGGCUCCCUGCCAUCCACCAUCACCAAGCUCAAGUCCCUCAUCCUCUACAACAACUUCCUCGUGGGCUCUCUACCGUCCAACACCUGGACCGAAUGCUGGGGCUAUCUCAACUGCCUUAGCUCUGUCGGCACGUGCGGUUCGGCCUACACAGCUCAGCGCUCGAGUGCCGACUGUGCCAUUUGCGGCAGCACUGAUGGCACCGGCACGCUGUGUAACCCGGGCGAGUCGUGCGAGGCGGAUAGCGAUGCCAGAAUUUCCUCCAACAGUUUGAACGUGCAGGGUGUUGGAGCGACAGUGAUGUGUAAAGUCCUGAGCAGCCCUCUCAUUGAAGCUACUCAGGUGUCAGCGCUGGUAGCCAUCAAGUCCGCGAUGGACCUGACUUCCAUCAUGUGGUCACUCACUACUACACCCAGCUGCGCGGUCGACGUGUCAACGAGUAAAGAUACUGAUUGGCGCUCAGUCAUGUGCUCCACAAACGGUGACGUGGUUUUCAUGGAUUUGUCACUGCGAAAUAUAGUCCGCAAGGACCUUCCCAGCGACUUGACCAAACUUUCGGCGCUCACUUAUUUGACAUUGAGUAAUAACCUGCUGGACGGCAACAUAGGGAACUACCUCAAAUAUGUCACUGGCCUCUCUGCCCUCCGAGAGCUGUACAUUUACGGUAAUUAUUUCUCUGGACAGUUCCCAAGCUUCCUCCUGGACUCAACAAGCCUUACUGCUCUGGACCUCUCAUACAACUACCUCACCGGCUCCCUGCCAUCCACCAUCACCAAGCUCAACACUGAUGGCACCGGCACGCUGUGUAGCCCGGGCGAGUUGUGCAAGCCGGAUGCCGAUGCCAGUAUUGCCUCCCUCAGUGUGAACAUGUCUCCAGAAGUGGAACUGAGGUGUAUCGGCGUUAGCGGCCUUCUCAUGGAAGCUUCUCAGGCCAAUGCGAUGAUGGCAUUGAAGGCUGCUCUGGGUGUGACCCUCACCACGUGGGCCUCCACCAACCUCUGCCGCAUCACCGAAAAAACAACGGCCCUCUCGAACGAGUGGACUGGCGUCUUCUGCAAUCUCGCCGGCUCCGUGGAGUCCAUCUCGGUGGGGCGUCAGAGUCUCAAGGGGUCCAUUGCUUCGGACAUCACGAAGCUGACUGCGCUCACCUACCUGGAUUUUGGGUUCAACCUUUUUCAGGGCGCCCUCAACGUAUUUCUCUUUCCAAUGAACGGCAUGACUUCGCUGAAGGCGCUAUUUCUCAGCUACAACUGGUUUUAUGGAACCAUUCCUACCAUCUUUGCCUCUCUGCCUCAGCUCACCACACUAGGCCUCUACUCCAACUACCUCACGGGCACCAUGCCCAUCCCCUCAACCACCCUGGUCGGUCUGGACGUGGGCUUAAACUACCUCUCGGGCUCCUUCCCCCAGCUCUCCCUCAAGAGUUGUUCGGCUGACUGCAACUGCUUCCUCUCCUCCUCCUACUGCCGUUCCUCCAGCCAGUACCAGCGCUCCGCCUCCGACUGUGCCAUCUGCGGGUCUGCCGACGGCCAGGGCGAGUUGUGCUAUGGUGGGCUGUGCGGUCAUGACAGUGCUGAUGCAGUCAGUGCGGGGACUGUAAACUCUCCAGCACUGCCCAUGGUUCCCAUGAAGUGUCUUGGUUCGCCUGUGGUCGUAAUGGAUACUGCCUCAGCCUAUGUUCUACUGAGCGUGAAGUCAUCUCUGGGAGUCACCGACUCUACCUGGGUCGCCGCCUCCCCCUGCACAAUCGGGCAGUCCCGAUGUCAGCCUCCCAGACACCUGGAACGGCGUGGGCUGCUCCGUUGCUGGGGCCGUCAUCAGCGUGUGAGUGAUGCUGGAAACCACGACAUCCCAUCCCAUCCACCUGGAGCAUCUGUCAAACCUCAGCACGUUUCUUCCAUCCUACUUCCCUCCUGGGCUGCCUUCCCCCAAUGCCUCAGGGACCUGUCGAGCAACCUUUUCCGCCAGAACCUCGCCUCAUUCACUUCUGGCUUCUCCAAACUGCAGGCCCUCAAACGCCUCCUACUGAACAACAACUGGUUCGCGGGCUCCAUUCCGUUUGCCCUCGUCUCCCUGCCCACCCUCACCUACCUAGACCUGCACACAAACGCACUGACCGGGACGGUGCCAGCCCUGCCCACCUCUCUCCUCUCCCUUGACAUCCAAGACAACUUCCUCGCGGGAAGCUUCCCUACUGCUUCCCUGAAGAGCUGUGAUGCGAGCAGCAACUGCCUAGCGAGUGCGAUGGCGUGCAGCGAGGAGAGUGCUGUGUCUCAGAGGGAUGCCGACACGUGUUCCUUCUGCGAGUCGCAGGACGGGACGGGCUUGCUGUGCUUUGGAGGGUCAUGCUUGCCGGAUGUGGAUAACAGCACCGUGCAUGAUGAUGGCAUGGACCCUCCUGACAUGUACUGUAUUGAGGCACCGGUGGUCACAAUCCAUCCUACCGAUGCGCAAGCGCUGCUGGCAGUGAAGGGCGCGCUAGGGGUGACCUUCACAACGUGGGGGCCUGACAUGCCGUGCACCACGGCUUCGACCGGGCCAACCAUUGAAGGCACCUUGCCUGCCGUGUCCUGUGACCCUUUCGGCAGAGUCCGCACCUUGCAACUGAAGCGUCUCAACCUUGCAGGCAGUCUUCCUCGUGCAAUUUCCAAUCUCACAGCUCUCACCUACAUCUCCGUGGCCUUCAACUACCUCACCGGAUCGCUCCCCACCGCACUCCCCACCACGCUCGCCUCUCUGGACGUGCAAAGCAACUUCCUGGUAGGUUCCGUGCCGGCCAACAGCAUUGCCUACUGCGUCAGCACAUGCAACUGCCUGGUGGACGCGUCCAAGUGUGCAUCACUGGGACUGGCACAGCGCAGCGCCGCUGAAUGUGCCGUCUGUGGCUCCACCAACGGCCAGGGCACUCUGUGUGCUAAUGCCACCACCUGCCGGGUUGCUGCUGCUGGGGCUGGGGUGACAACUCUCCCCACUGCGCUUUCUGCUAGUCUCCCUCUCUUCUGCGAGGCCAUUCCCAUGGACUUGAACACUACCCAAACCAUGGUGGCCAUCAAGGCCGCACUGGGGGUGACGCUGACAGACUGGACUGCCACCCUGCCGUUGCUCAAGCCCUCCAGCCCUACCUCGCUCAAUUCGCUCCCACGCAGCAGCAGUGUGCCGCUGGCAGAGUCUCUGGGCACGUGCACGUUGGAGGGGCAGACUCCCGGCCCAGGCGCAUGGACCGGCGUCUACUGCAGCUCCAAGGGCGUUGCUGUGGGCAUCGACCUGAGCUCCAAUCCCUUCCAGCGCCGCCUGGAUGUCUUUCUCUCGCUCGUCUCUACCCUCAAGGCACUUCAGAAUCUUCACCUACAUAACAACUGGUUCUCUGGCUCCAUCCCCUCAUCUCUCGUCGCACUCUCUGCUCUCUCCACCCUCGCCACCAAUUGCGCCAACGCUGCCGGCACGGCGCAACGGGCAGCCUCAGAGUGCAGCGUGUGUGGGUCCACCGAUGCUUCUGGCGUUCUGUGUGGGGGAGGGCUGUGCGCCUCUGAUGCCUCCGCCCCUGCUGCCUCCUCCACUCCCAACACGGACGGCCAGCCGCUGCUGCCACUGAGCUGCCUGGGAGUGCCCAUGGAUGCGGCCAUGGGGUUGGCGCUGCUGAGUGUGAAGGCAUCGCUGGGUGUCACGUUCACGGAUUGGAAUGUGGAUGCGCCGUGUGCACUGGCAGGGCAGGCCGUGGUGCCGGGCUCGUGGUCCAGCGUUGUGUUUGGCUUUCUCUGGUCCUCAUGUAGCUCCAUGCUGACACGCUCUCAUCAUCACAUUCUCACAUCCUCACGUGUGUGGGCUGUGCCAUGCUGCACGUGUGUGGGCUGUGCCAUGCUGCACGUGUGUGGGCUGUGCCAUGCUGCACGUGUGUGGGCUGUGCCAUGCUGCAGCGAGCUGAACAACAACCUCUUUUCAGGCCGCCUGGAUUCCUUCCUCACCCCUCUUCUUCCCGUCAAGACCCUCAAAGUCCUCCACGUCCACAACAACUACCUGUCGGGCGCCGUGCCACCAUCACUCACUGCUUUCUCCGCCCUCUCUGAACUGAAGAUCCAGGCCAACUACCUUACGGGCAGCAUGCCGGCAGCGCUGCCGGCGUCCCUCAAGUACCUGGACGCAUCAGGGAACUACCUGGUGGGAACGUUCCCCACCACCACCACCACCUACUGCAGCUGCGCCAGCAACUGCUUCACAGACAGCACCAAGUGCAUCAAUGGCACCACGCAACGUGCAGCAGAUGCUUGUUCCAUCUGCAGCAGCACCAACGGCACUGGGGUGCUCUGUAGUGGCGGCACGUGUGCUCCCAGUUCGACGGCUCUGAUCGCAGCAAAGACUGUGAAUACGGGGACGGCUGAGAUGUACUGCGCGGGUGCUCCCAUGGAUGCUACCAUGGCUGCGGCGCUACUGAGUGUGAAGGCAUCGCUGGGAGUGUCCUUCACGGACUGGGCGGUGAGCUCGCCGUGUGCCGUGCAGGGAGUGGCAGCACCGCCAGGCGCGUGGGCCAACGUCCUCUGCGACUCCACCUUCAAACCCGUCUCCCUCAAGCUGUCUGGCCUGAAGCUGACGGGGAGGAUGCACUCCGAUAUCUCCAAGCUCACCACCCUCACCUCUAUUGAUCUCCGCAGCAACCUAUUACAGGGGCGUCUGGAUGUGUUCACAACCAACUUCAAGGCGCUCACCUCGCUCAAGCAAGCCUACUUCGACUUCAACUGGUUCUCUGCGUCUAUCCCCUCUGCCCUUGUGGGCAUCGCCUCCCUCACAUCAUUCGGAGCGAGCUACAACUACCUGUACGGCCCCGUGCCCAAGCUCGGCACGGCUCCCAAGACCAUAGACCUGCAGAAGAACUGGCUGUCCGGCACAUUCCCCGGCACUGGCUUCCUCUCCUGCUCUGCCUCCUCCAACUGCCUCGCCAACAUAGGCACAUGCAACACCACAGGCACCAAGCAGCGCCCAUUGGCUUCUUGCUCCGUCUGUGACUCUCUUAAGGGCACCGAUCCCAUCUGUGCCGGCGGCACCUGUGCUCCCAACACUGCAGGCCCUCUUGCCACCUUCACCACCCCCACCGCCUCGUCUCCCAUUCUGCCACGCUUCUGCGUCGGUGUGCCUUUGAGCGCAGCGGAGGCCACCAUUCUUCUCUCAGUCAAGACAGCUCUCGGGGUCACCUUCACCGAAUGGUCUGCCAGUACCAUUGCAGCCAAGGCCAGGACCCUUAUCAGCGAGAUCAGCAACAAGCCGAAGGCACUGAAUAAGCGGCGCUUGGCAGAGAGUGAAGCGCGUAGGGAGAGGGUGCUGCUGGUGGCCCCCCCUUCAGCGCAAGCGGGCAUGUGCACGAUUCAAGGCCAGACGCCCGUGCCUGGCUCCUGGCCAGGCGUGUUCUGCUCUUCUGACGGCGUGGUUGUUGGCCUGUGA
Molecule: messenger RNA, 6084 nt
Organism: Closterium sp. Yama58-4
Lineage: Eukaryota; Viridiplantae; Streptophyta; Zygnematophyceae; Desmidiales; Closteriaceae
Source: the annotation of a GenBank genome assembly